Messenger RNA from Tinamus guttatus (white-throated tinamou), 880 nucleotides. The record is from RefSeq and is a predicted model, not a curated record. NCBI's taxonomy places the organism in Eukaryota, Metazoa, Chordata, Aves, Tinamiformes, Tinamidae.
AUGGAUAUAGAGGACUGUAAUGGACGAUCCUACAUAUCCGUGAACGAAUCCCUUUUUUCACGGGAACGGAACGCGAGCGGCAGCGACGCUCGUUACGUCCCCGUCUUCCCGGCGCUGCCACGGGAGGACCUGGUGACGGCCUUGCCGCUGAUCCGCGCUGACUUCGCAGCCGGGUCGCCGGGCAGCCGCGUGCCCCGCAGCGGCGGGAGCGUUAUGGAGUGCCAGGACCCCGCGUUCCGCCAGCGCUCAUUCCCGCUCCCUUUUCCCAUCUUCUCACGCCAGCGAGAACUUGCAGCAGAGCCAGCUCUGCCCCCGCGAGCUGCGAUUCCCGACUCCGUCGAGAAGGACUCGCCCAACUCCAUCAAGGUGGAGAUGUACAGCGAUGAGGAGGGCAGCCGGCUGCUCCCGCAGGACGAGCGCCUGCUCGACAAGGACGACAGCGUCAUCGUGGACGACUCGCUCUCGGAGCCGCUGGGCUACUGCGACGGCUCCGGCGCGGAGCCGCACUCGCCCGGCGGCAUCCGCCUGCCCAACGGGAAGCUCAAGUGCGACAUCUGCGGCAUGGUGUGCAUCGGCCCCAACGUGCUCAUGGUGCACAAGCGCAGCCACACCGGUGAGCACGCGGCGGCGGGGAAUCCCGGAAUCCCAGAGCGGCCGAGCGCCGCCAAAGACGCCCUGCGGGUGCUCAACGAGGACGGCGAGCAGCUGCGCGCCUUCAAGUGCGAGCACUGCCGCAUCCUCUUCCUGGACCACGUCAUGUUCACCAUCCACAUGGGCUGCCACGGCUUCAGAGACCCUUUCGAGUGCAACAUCUGUGGCUACCACAGCCAGGACCGGUACGAGUUCUCCUCGCACAUAGUGCGGGGGGAGCACAAAGUCG